CCCACCACCAACUGUAGAAUCAUCCGCCAAAACAUCUCAUCUCAAAACAGGAACACAAACAAAAAAACAAAAAAAAGAGAGAAGCCGUACCGACAAAUGGAUAUGCUCCGCACAACCAUUGCCCGUGUCCUUCGUGUUAACCGCAUCGCUAUGCUCCGACCAUACACCGAGGGAGCGACCGGUAGCGGAACUGCCCGUCCGGGCGGUGAAGCCGCUGGUGAUGCUUUCACCAAGCGAGAGAAGGCAAACGAGGACCUUUACGUCCGCGCACAAGAGAGGGCUAAACUUUUGCAAUUAAAGGAAAAGCUCGCAAACCAGCGUAAGCACCUAGACGAACUAGAUGCUCACAUCGACGAGCUCACCCGGGAACAAGGUGGGGAGAACAACUGAUUCCCGUUUCGCUCGGCAAGUAGGGAGAAGGUUUCCGGAUGGUAUAUCCGAACACUGAAGGGGACUUCUUUUUCCUCGUUUUCUUCGUGAAGAUGGGAGGGCGGAUGGAACGAAAUGGUUUAGUAGUAUAGGGCAUGAACUGAGUGAGUUGAAAUUUCUCAUAAAGGGAUGGCUCAACUCAAACUUUGAAAUACUCCUUUUACCCCUUACUGUUUUUGAAUUCUAGCAACACAUUUACUUGCA
Molecule: messenger RNA, 633 nt
Organism: Tuber melanosporum (Perigord truffle)
Lineage: Eukaryota; Fungi; Ascomycota; Pezizomycetes; Pezizales; Tuberaceae
Exons: 4
Coding region: 97-390 (97 amino acids)
Biological process (GO): negative regulation of ATP-dependent activity
Cellular component (GO): mitochondrion
Molecular function (GO): ATPase inhibitor activity
Source: RefSeq, a predicted model, not a curated record